Molecule: messenger RNA, 834 nt
Organism: Symbiodinium natans
Lineage: Eukaryota; Dinophyceae; Suessiales; Symbiodiniaceae
Source: the annotation of a GenBank genome assembly
AUGUCUGUGGACGUCAUGCCGACAAGGAUGCCCUGCGUGGACCCACCGUCGGGCCGAUUGGCGUUUCCAGCAUCCACCCACGCCACCAUUGUCAGCUUCCUCUGCUUGUCCGGACACCUUCUCCUUGCUGCAAAGCAGGACCUGCUUCUCACUCUGCUGAACUAUUUUUCAGGCUCCGCUACCAUGCAAGUGCUGGUAGCUGACAGUAGCGAUGUUUCAAAGGUCUAUGGCCGCACGAAUGUCCUUGCGGUGCAGUUUUCCACCUCGACCGUUCUCUUCCUCGCAGUGACCAAGCGGGCACGCCAGCUAUGGCGCAGCCUCCUCCUCCUGUCCCUGCCGGGCGCACCUGGCACGGCCCUUGGCUUCUACAUCUUGGUGCAGACAGGCGAGAACCUCGAUAUCCUGGAGAGUAUCAAGACCUGCCUCAACUUGACUUUUGGCCUGGUCGCGCUCUUCAAGAUCACUGUGGAGUUCCGCGCCUAUGCGAAGGCACGGCAGGCGAGCCAGGUGCUGCACGUCGCCGAGGUGCUGGACGAGGACAUCGACUCAGCACUGUGCCGGAAGAUGGGAUGGCAGUUCACUCUCUUGGGCUUCUUCUGCGGCCUCAUGAACGGUCUGAUGGGCCUCGCCGGCCCGCUGGCCAUGGUCCAUUUUUCGACGGCGCUGUCCAACAAGCGGAUGACGGCAAACACCUGCUACACGCUAACGCAGGCUUUCUUCAUGGUCACCACAGUACAGCCGGAUGUGCGCGACGCGCAGGAGCUGUCAAGCCACUGGCGGCUCGCGCUCGUCAUUCCGCUGCCCUCCCUGGCGGCCUUGUUGAAGGUCUAUUAG